Schistocerca cancellata (South American locust) is the source of this 894-nucleotide messenger RNA. RefSeq lists its product as uncharacterized. The transcript has 4 exons. Lineage: Eukaryota; Metazoa; Arthropoda; Insecta; Orthoptera; Acrididae. The coding region runs from base 47 to 487 and encodes 146 amino acids. The record is from RefSeq and is a predicted model, not a curated record.
AUGGGCGGCUGUCGAGGACCCAGUAGUCUCCAUGUGAAGGGCAGACAUGGCUGACGUGUGGGACCACCUACUGCUUCUUCUGCUGACGCAUCAAACAGCGCAUGUCUACUCCCUAGAUAUAUGUAGCCCAACCGUUUCUUGUGCUCAUGGCUAUUACUGCUGCCGUGCUGCUCCCAAUGGAUGCUGCCCAGAAGCCGAGAGGACUGAAGCAACUGCAUGGACAGUCGUUGGAGUGAUGGCUAUGUUAGCAGCUGGUGGAUACGGUUUCUGGAGGUACAAAGUCGCCCAAAGAAUGAUACGCUGGAGGCGGGACGCGGACCGGCCGCCGCUGCCUGCCGCCUCCGGGGGGCGGGCCCUGCCCCCCGCCUCCGUGAGGGCGCUGCCCGCGCCUCCAGGCUGGACUCCGGGCUCUGCCUUCGCCGCCGAGACUCCGCCCCACUCUCCAGACACUGCCUCCCCUUCUGAGACGGCGCCUCUCCUCUCAUAAGGGACGUGUUCCUCUCAUCUCACGAAUUAACCUCUAGCUGUCAACGCAUCAUUAACAUCAACUGCCAUGCUAUUGUCUACACUCUGCAGAAUGACGACGUCAGCUGUUUUUGCUUCCGCUAGUGUAAUCCGUGCAGUAGUGCUGUAAACUGUUUUAACGCUAUGUAUGUGUGUUAUGGAAAAGUAGACAUGAAUGUGACUUUAUAAUGCAAGUGGCGGGAACAGUGGACAAUCGCAAUUAAAUGCGAAAAUGGAAAUCGUAAAACUGUCAUGUGGAAACCUAGAAUUCCUAUCUUAUUGAAGUAACUAUUUUUUUCUUGUGACAAGGCAUUAAUAAUGUCCUGUAUUUAGUAGUAUUUAUCAUUCAAGAAUUUGUUAGAGGUCAGUGAACAAUUUUUAUGUUGCUAA